AUGGCCACAAAGUCCUUCAAACUCGCCCGGGUGCGGUGCGCGCUGACCGGCCACGAGCUGCCCUGCCGCCUGCCGGAGCUCCAGGUCUACACCCGCGGCAAGAAGUACCAGCGGCUGGUCCGCACCAACCCGGCCUUCGACUACGCCGAGUUCGAGCCGCACGUCGUGCCCAGCACCAAGAACCCGCGCCAGCUGUUCUGCCGGCUCACCCUGCGCCACAUCAACAGGGACCCCGCGCACGUGCAGAGGCACACCCAGGGCCGGCGCUUCCAGCGCGCGCUGCGCCAGUAUGACGAGUGCCAGAAGCAGGGCGUGGAGUACGUGCCCGCCUGCCUCCUGCACAAGAGGAAGAGGAGGAGAGAAGGGCAGGCGGACGGCGAGGGGCCACCGGGCCCCGGAACCGCCUUCUGGGAACCCGCGUCCAGCGACGACGACGCCGCCCCCAGUGACAGCGACGACAGCAUGACAGACCUGUACCCACCUGAGCUAUUCACCAAAAAGGACCUGGGAGACACAGAGGGCAGCGCUGAGACCUUUCAGGCAGAUGGCGGCAGGGGGCCCAGGCGCCCACGAGAGAAGGCCCCUGGGGUCAGCGAGGGGACAGGAGUGUGCCCCAAGCGCAGGAAGCAGCAGUUGGGCGCCUCCCAGAAGCUGAGACGCCGUGGCCGUGGCCGCACCCCUCCGCGCGGCGUGGCCCUCAAGCAGGCGGGUUAGUAGAGGUCGCCCAGACGCCCGGAGGCCCGCGACCGCCUGCCCGCCCGGCUGCCCGAGGCGUCCUUCCUGCUGGCCAGGACCCAGCGCUCGUGCACCGCUCCCAGGUGCUGCCCGGAGACAAGCAGGGCCGUUCCUCAGAAGUCGGGUUCCCCCACACACUCGGGGGGCAACAGGGACCCCAAGAACCGCCUGGACGUGGCUUCCAAGGUCUUCAUCACGCGAGGGCCUAAGUGCGGCCGACUGCGCCUUGGGGCGCGCGGGCCCCGUGCCGGGGCUGCACCACCCGACAGAUGCCGCCAUUUGUCUGGACUUUCCCGAGUCGGUUUCCAUACGUAACCAAGGCAAAAUACAGCGUAGGAGGGGACCUGCGCCUCUUCCCCACACCAA
Messenger RNA from Condylura cristata (star-nosed mole), 1101 nucleotides. It is a transcript of the gene SURF2, whose product is annotated as surfeit 2. Bases 1 to 714 code for a protein of 237 amino acids. NCBI's taxonomy places the organism in Eukaryota, Metazoa, Chordata, Mammalia, Eulipotyphla, Talpidae. The transcript is spliced from 6 exons. The record is from RefSeq and is a predicted model, not a curated record.